AUGGUCAACUUCAACUUUGUUACGUUGCUUGCAGGACUUUGCGCCUCAGCAGCGAUUCAGGAUGCGGUCAAAAGAGAGGUCUCCUCCGAUGGGUGCAAACAGGAACUACCGAGUAACCGAUCAGCUGGGCACGAGUACCUGAUACCCUACAAGGACGAUCAAGGUCAUGACCGAGACUAUUUGCUGUUCAUCCCACCAAAAUACUCCAAAACGAGUCCCAACCCGAUAAUCUUUUCAUACCAUGGAGGAACCAAGACUCCCGAAGAGCAAAGGGAUUUGGAUCUUCUAGAAACGGCGUAUUUCAAUAAGGACCAUAUUGUUGUGUAUCUUCGGGGUUAUGAGGGACGAUGGGAGGGCGUGCCCAAUAUUACACCGCGAAAUGACGUCCUCUAUACCAACACGGUGCUCGACGAUCUUGAGUCGGCAUACUGCAUCGAUAAAUCUCGCGUAUUCAUGACCGGAAAGUCCAACGGAGGUGGCUUCACCAACUUCGCCGCAUGCAACAAACAACUUUCGAUGCGCUUUGCUGCUUUCGCCCCUGUGUCUGGGUCAUACUACAUCGAAAAUGUGACGGACUGCGACCCAAAGACCGUGAAGAUUCCCUGCGACGCUGGCAGGACGAACAUUCCAAUGAUCGAGUUCCACGGCGGCAUCGACGGCACUAUUCCGUAUAACGGCAGCGAUAGUCGACGAGGAGCGUGCUUGCCAGACGUCUUCCACUGGGUCACGGAGUGGGCGGUCCGUGACGGUCUUGGAGAGAAGCCGACUGAGUGCAACAUCACCUCUAGGGCACAGAGGUAUCAAUGGGGUUCAGGAGAUAAGAAGGGGUUGGUGACUCAUGUGUUUGAGAAAGAUGUCGACCACAGCUGGCCUUACACCGGAGCCAAUGACGACAACAAGGCCCACGGAGAUGGUCCGGCGUCGUACAACGCCUCGUCGUACAUCGUGGACUUCUUCUCGAAGCACCCUCUCAAUUGA
Molecule: messenger RNA, 978 nt
Organism: Colletotrichum chrysophilum
Lineage: Eukaryota; Fungi; Ascomycota; Sordariomycetes; Glomerellales; Glomerellaceae
Exons: 2
Coding region: 1-978 (325 amino acids)
Molecular function (GO): feruloyl esterase activity
Source: RefSeq, a predicted model, not a curated record